AUGCACGCUGCUGGGCACAAGGCCACAGACGAACCCGGCCACGCGGCCAAGCAGCACCCGGCCCCUGGCGCCAAGGACGCCGCCGCCAAGGACGUUGCCGCCAAGGAUGCCCCCUCCAAGUAUGCAGAGGGUGCGGCCGCCUCCCCCUCGCCGGCGGCCAAGGCGGCAGGCGCGGCCAUCAGCAGCGCGCCGGUCUGUGCCUGCGCGCUGCAAGGGUUUGCGUCAAAGGAGUGCACCGAGGCGCUCGACGCGCGCUGCAAGGAGAAGGGCGGCGACAAGGAGGCAAAGGUCGCGUGCGAGGCCGCGCCCAAGGCGGCCACCAACUCGACGGCGGCGGCGGUGUUGGCGUCGUUCCUGGCGGGGCAGUGCUUUGAGGGGCAGGGCCUGGAUGUGUCGCCGUGCCAGUGCUACCGGGACCCCAACUCCAACGACUGCGCCAAGGCACGCCUCAACCUCUGCAUAAAGCAGGACAAGCUCUGCGCGCCCUUCCAGCCUGGGUCCGACCCCGCCGCUGCGGUCGCUUUUGGCCGCGCCAGCUGCCCGGUGGCGGUCCCUGACAAGGACGGCGUUCUGGCAAACCUCUCGUUCUCCGGCCUGGGCUUUGACGAAUGGACCCCGAAACUCACCUCCGGCAUCGCCGCGGCCCUCUCCGCGGCCGCGGGCGUCCCCGCCCCGUCGGUCUCGCUGCUGGACGUCCGCCCCGCGGCCCCCGCCGCCCCAGCCGCCCCAGCCGCCCCAGCCGCCGCCGGCGCCGCCACGCGCCGCUUGCUCGCCGCUGCGCCGUCGGACGGCAGCGUGGAGGCAGUCUACUGGUUGACCACGCCGCAGCCGGACGCGGUCGCUGCGCGGAUCACGGCGGCGGCGGCGGACGGGAGCUUGAGCAAGGAGCUGGCCGCCAACGGCGUGACGCACCGGCCGACGCUGCAGCUGAGGCCCGUCUUCAAGCGCGCCCCGCAAGGCAGCAGCUUCCCCCUGUGGGCGCUGGCCCCCAUCAUCGUGGGCAGCCUGUUGGUGAUCGCCCUCAUCGUCCUGGCCGCCAUCCUGCUCAAGCGGCGGCGCGAGCGCAGGGUCAGGCGGCUCGCCAAGACGGAGACAUUCGACCCAGCCUCGGUCGCCGUGGGCACCCCGCCUGGCCCGACCCUCCGCAGCACCAAGGGAGUGGACCCCCCGCCUGGCUACAAGGCCCCCGGCCCCGAGCCCGCCGCCGGCGCCGCGGAGCUGCCCAUCAGCCGGCACGCCCCCGCGACCUUGUACGAGCCCUCGCUGCCGGUGUCGCCCGUCGCGGCGCGCACGCCGUCGGCGCGCACGCUAUCGGCGCGCACGCCGGCCGCCGGCGCCGCGGCGGCGGCGACGUUGGGGGCGGGGGUCGCGGCGUCCUCGGCGGGCUCUGCGGGGGCCGCGUCGUCAGCGGCGGCCGCGGCGUCGGCGGCGGGCGCCAGCGGGCCCUUGUCGAGCAUGACGAGCAGCAGCAGGGGCCCCCAGAAGGAGGAGAGGGCCAAGUUUUGGGCUCAGUUCCAGGAGACGUGGUCCCAGGUGCGUGAGACCACCAAGCGCCUGAAGGACGACUCGGACCCGGGCACACCCAGCACUGGCACCAACUGGACCGACACCACGGGGCAGGGCACUGAGAGGAAGUAG
Molecule: messenger RNA, 1638 nt
Organism: Monoraphidium neglectum
Lineage: Eukaryota; Viridiplantae; Chlorophyta; Chlorophyceae; Sphaeropleales; Selenastraceae
Exons: 6
Coding region: 1-1638 (545 amino acids)
Source: RefSeq, a predicted model, not a curated record